Messenger RNA from Hemisphaericaspora subhashii, 1470 nucleotides. RefSeq lists its product as uncharacterized. Gene Ontology annotation, cellular component: cytoplasm; ubiquitin ligase complex. The coding region runs from base 1 to 1470 and encodes 489 amino acids. Gene Ontology annotation, molecular function: protein binding. The record is from RefSeq and is a predicted model, not a curated record. The transcript is spliced from 2 exons. NCBI's taxonomy places the organism in Eukaryota, Fungi, Ascomycota, Pichiomycetes, Serinales, Debaryomycetaceae.
AUGCGGCCACUACAAUAUCGUCGAACUCCUACUCAAACGAGGUGCCGUCUUUUCGAGAUUUCGAAGGCUGUGGAUGUGAGUCAGCCUUUUGCGGGGCAUAUUUCUUCAUUAUUGGAAGCAGGUGGGGGGAUGAUGGAUGUAGUGUUGGUGUUUGGAGGAGGUGAGAAGGUGGGUAUACAUCGAUUUUUAUUGGCGGCGAGGGUUCCAUUGUUGAGGGAGAAGUUGUUAGGUGAGUGGGAAGAGAUGACAGUGGUUAAUAUGCCGAAGAGUGUUGAUUGUGGGGCGUUUAGAGUCAUCAGGGAUUAUAUUUAUCUUAGGACGGAUUCUUUGGCGAUUGAUGAUGAGGAGAUUCAAGAGGGGGUGGUUGAAUUGGCGAGGAAGUAUGGGUUGGUGGAUUUGGUUGAAGGGGUGGAGGAGAUUAGGAGAGUGAAGGGGGAUGAUAAACAGAAAUCAAAAUUAAAACAUGAUUUAUCAGUGAAAUUUAUUGAAACCGCAAGAAGGGAGCUUGAUCAGUUUCUAAGAGAAACAAUAUAUAAAGAGAAAAUCUCAAUUCCAUUGGAUCUCAACACUAUCGAUCUUGAAGAUUUAGAUUGUCAAGAGUAUUUAUCACCAGAAUCCAAAUCAGCCCUAUUAGAAGCCGAUUCAAUUCCCGAUAUAAUCAUCGCAUGCCUAGAUUCCGAAUCAGAAUCAAUAGUAUACUACCCCGUCCAUAGAUCAAUUCUUGCCCGAUCAGAAUAUUUCGACACGAUGUUCAAAUCAGAAAUAUUCCAAUAUUCCCAAGAAGAAAUACCAACCUACAAAGACCACACACUUGAGAUCAUCAAUCGACCACAAUUACAAAUCGAUCACAUCCCGGUCAUUCAACUCUGCACCAGUGCCGACAAUCACGAAAUCGCAGAAAUGAUCCUUUCAUAUCUCUAUCAUGAUGACGUAAAACAAAUCCCAUUGGAAUUAUGUAUAGAAUUACUAUUUGCCGCUGAUGAAUUAUUCUUAGAGAGAUUGAAAACCAUGUGUGCAGUCACCAUCACCACCAGAUUCCCCGACCUUAAUUAUGAAGAAUUUCAAUCCUUUAAAGCCACACUUGGAGCUGAUGCAUAUGAUCUAAUUCGAAUCUCAUGGCAAACGAGGUGUGAUAAAUUAGAACAUCACAUCACGAAAUCGAUCGCAUAUAAUCUCCAACCGAUAUUCAAUUCCAAACAAGAAAGAACCAAAUUCAGCCAGUUUGUCCAAGAAUCGGCAGCUAGGAUUAAAGAAAGACAAGAAACUGAUACCAUUGAAUUAAUUGAUGAUAUAAGAUAUUAUUUAGGUAAGAAACAUGCCGUGUUUCAAUUUGUGGAGAGUUUUGAUCCGGGGUUUAGGAAUUUGAAUGAGGUUGAUGAUAUUGGAUUAUAUAAGAAUGCUGUUAGGCGAUAUGAACGAGAUAUUGAUAUUAUAGAUUCAUUAUUGGAUGAAUUGGAUUUAGAGGCAUAG